This is a messenger RNA of Heterobilharzia americana, 1882 nucleotides long. The record is from the annotation of a GenBank genome assembly. NCBI's taxonomy places the organism in Eukaryota, Metazoa, Platyhelminthes, Trematoda, Strigeidida, Schistosomatidae.
UUUGGUGUUUAUAUAAUAAAUAUAAGUAAUCUAUUGUUACUCAAAUGCAUACGAUCUGCGUAUUGACCUUUGGUGUGGGAUGUUAGCACAACAAACCAACCAGACCUCUACAACUAAUCGAGGUCAUCGAGGGUCUGGUACACCUUCACAAAAGAAGGACGAACGUCAACAUUCAGGCAAACAAAAUAAUAUGCAACAAGAUGCAUCACGUUCAUCACGUGAAGGGAAUACACUUUUGGUUGGUCCAAAUUUUCGAGUUGGGAAGAAGAUUGGCUGUGGGAAUUUCGGAGAACUUCGACUAGGUCGUAAUCUAUAUACCAAUGAAUAUGUUGCGAUCAAAUUGGAACCAAUGAAAACUCGUGCCCCUCAACUUCAUUUAGAAUAUCGAUUUUAUCGUAUACUACUUAGUGGUGGUGUAGUCGGUUUCCCUAUGGUGUAUUAUUUUGGACCUGUAGGUCGUCAUAAUGCACUUGUUAUGGAGUUACUUGGACCAUCAUUAGAAGAUUUAUUCGAAUCAUGUAAACGUCAAUUCUCUUUAAAAACUGUUCUAAUGAUUGCUAUUCAAUUGCUUCGACGUAUUGAAUAUGUACAUUCAAAGCAUUUAAUUUAUCGUGAUGUAAAACCGGAGAAUUUUCUUAUUGGACGUCAAUAUUAUAAUCGACAUCGUACUAUAUAUAUUAUUGAUUUUGGUUUAGCUAAGGAGUAUAUUGAUCCAGAUACUCAAAAACACAUUCCAUAUCGUGAACAUAAAAGUCUUACUGGUACUGCACGCUAUAUGAGUAUUAAUACACAUUUAGGCAAAGAACAAUCACGACGUGAUGAUUUAGAAGCUUUAGGUCAUAUGUUUCUAUAUUUCCUACGUGGUAGUUUACCAUGGCAAGGUUUAAAAGCUGAAAAUUUACGUGAACGUUAUCAAAAGAUUGGUGAUACGAAAAGAGCAACACCUAUUGAUGUCCUAUGUCAUGGUUAUCCUGAAAUGGCUACCUAUCUACGAUAUGUUCGUAGUUUAGAUUUUUUUGAAGAACCGAAUUAUGAAUAUCUUCGUUGGGGUUUUACUGAUCUAAUGCAGAGAAAAGGUUGGGAGUGUGAUUGGGAAUUCGAUUGGUGCAGUCGACCGUUACCUGGAUCUAAGCCUUCAGUAUCCUCGCAUACAUCUGGUGGUCAAGCAACCAAUCAACCACUGACAAAUAUUCCUGCUGGAAAUACCACUUGUCUAAAUAAUGGAGUCCAAAACACUUCAGGUCUUACUUCUCCUACACAUCAUCCAGUUAAUGGUAAUCAACCAACAUCUAGUACAAAUAAUGAUCACAAUAAUUUGGGUUUGACUGGUUCCCCAUUAUUGGGUCCCGGCACAUCACAUUGGCCAACUGCUGGACAACCAAACACUGUCCCAGGUUAUAUUAACGAAGAUAAUGGUGCCUCUCCAAAUGAAUUACGUUACAAGGUUGAUGAGUAUUUGCCAACCUAUUUCGGUCAGCAAACUACAAAUCAUACAGCUAUGCAUACCGGUCUCCUUAACACUAAUAAAAAUACUUCUCCUCCUAAUGAAGGUGUAAUAGAUGAUAUUGGACCGGUUGGUACAAUAUCCACUACUAAUCCUAAUGCAUUACCUUAUGGUGUAUCCGGUACAAAUACUGUCGGUGGUGGUGGUGUUGGUGGGGGUACACAUGUUCGAAAUAUAACUGGAUUAUACAGUGGAGGUGGAGAAGAAAGUAUAGGUCGAGAUAUUGAUAAUUUAGGCCUAGGAGUUGGUAUGACCACAGAAGGAGCAGGUGACAAUACAGUUGGUGUUGAACAAGAAGAUGUUCAAAGUCAGUCUGGAUGUUGUGGAUGUCUAGGACGUCGUUCAAAGUCUCGUCGACUUCGAUCUCAGUUUAUUUAA